Lagenorhynchus albirostris (white-beaked dolphin) is the source of this 4104-nucleotide messenger RNA. It is a transcript of the gene CCDC85A, whose product is annotated as coiled-coil domain containing 85A. Gene Ontology annotation, cellular component: nucleus. The record is from RefSeq and is a predicted model, not a curated record. The coding region runs from base 611 to 2365 and encodes 584 amino acids. The transcript has 7 exons. Gene Ontology annotation, biological process: negative regulation of DNA-templated transcription. Lineage: Eukaryota; Metazoa; Chordata; Mammalia; Artiodactyla; Delphinidae.
CCUAGGCUUCCCUCAGCAGCCUGGGAGCGGCAGCGGGCGCAGCAAAGGCUGCAGGAGGAGCGCAGCCGGCCGGCUGCGCCAGUCCCUCGGGCAGCGGCGGCGGCGGCGCUGGAUUAGCUCCCGAGGUGCCGCGGAGCCCGGCGCUCCCCGGCGGGGCUAGGAGAGGAGAGAAGCGGGGGCUGCAGCUGGGCAAGGGGGAGGAAAGUGAGCGUGUGUGAGUGCGUGUGUGCCAGAGUGUGGGGGGCGACAGGCUCGAAUUAGGGCGGCAGAGAGGGCAGGGGAACCGGGGUGCGGUCCCCUAGGGUCUCCCGCGGCGGCGCCAGCUUCACGGCGCCCCUCACCAUGGACUUGCGCGGAGUUGGGAUGUGCCUUGGCCGCAGCGCGCGGGUGGCUGACCGGCCCUGGGGGUGCGCGGGCGCGCGCACAGGGAUGGCGAGGUAGGAUGGCGGUCCAGCGCGACCCCUGCCGCCCCAACCCAGUGGCCCCCGGGCGGUGCAGCUGACUCGUUGGAGCGCACUGGGGUGUGGGCGGAGGCGGCCCAGCCGUGCCCGCGCCUUCGGGAGUUGCUUUGCCUCUUCCACCCACUCGCACCUGCCGUCUCGCGGAUACCAUGUCGAAGGCGGCCGGAGGCUCAUCGGCGGCGGCUGCGGCGGCGGAAAGUUGUCCCCCAACCUCUGCCAGCCCGUCUGCGGCCACUGCCGUGGAGGACCUGUCCAAAGUGUCGGACGAGGAGCUGCUGCAGUGGAGCAAGGAGGAGCUGAUCCGCUGCCUGCGGCGCGCGGAGGCGGAGAAGGUGAGCGCGAUGCUGGACCACAGCAACCUCAUCCGCGAGGUCAACCGUCGCCUGCAGCUGCACCUCGGCGAGAUCCGCGGGCUCAAGGAUAUUAACCAGAAACUCCAGGAGGACAACCAGGAACUGAGGGACCUCUGCUGUUUCCUGGAUGACGACCGGCAGAAGGGCAAGAGGGUGUCCCGGGAGUGGCAGAGACUGGGCCGCUACACGGCGGGGGUGAUGCACAAGGAAGUGGCCUUAUACCUGCAGAAGCUGAAGGAGCUGGAGGUGAAGCAGGAGGAGGUGGUGAAGGAGAACAUGGAGCUCAAGGAGCUCUGCGUGCUGCUGGACGAGGAGAAGGGCGCGGGCUGCGCGGGCAGCCGCUGCUCCAUCGACAGCCAGGCCAGCCUUUGCCAGCUUGCCGCCACCACGGCGCCCUACGUGCGGGACGUGGGCGACGGCAGCAGCACUUCCAGCACAGGCAGCACCGACAGCCCGGACCACAAGCAUCACGCGAGCGGCGGCAGCCCGGAGCACCUGCAGAAGCCCCGGGCCGAGGGCAGCCCGGAGCACUCCAAGCACAGGAGCGCCAGCCCUGAGCAUCUGCAGAAGCCCAGGGCCUCCGCGACCCCAGAUCACCCCAAAGCCCUCAAAGGACCCAGCCCCGAGCACCACAAACCCUUGUGCAAGGGCAGCCCCGAACAGCAAAGGCACCCGCACGCGGGGAGCAGCCCCGAAACGCUGCCCAAGCACGUGCUGAGCGGGAGCCCUGAGCACUUACAGAAGCACAGGCCCGGGGGCAGCCCCGAGCACGCCAGGCACAGCGGAGGGAGCCCUGAGCAUCUUCAGAAACACGCCGUCGGCGGGAGCCUGGAGCAGCUACCCAGAGCCCGGGGCACCAGCCCGGAGCACCUCAAACAGCAUUACGGGGGGAGCCCCGAUCACAAACACGUGGGCGGCGGCAGCGGCGGCGGCGGCGGCGGCGGCGGCGGCAGCAGGGAGGGCACCCUCCGAAGGCAGGCGCAAGAGGAUCUGUCACCCCAUCACCGGAAUGUCUACAGUGGCAUGAACGAAUCAACCUUGUCCUAUGUUAGGCAGCUGGAGGCAAGAGUAAGACAGCUGGAGGAGGAAAAUCGCAUGCUGCCCCAGGCUACCCAGACUAGAAGGCAACCUCCAACUAGAAACAGCUCAAAUAUGGAGAAAGGCUGGGGGUCCAGAGCCCGGCGGGUCUUGCAGUGGUGGCAAGGGUGCCGAGGAAUAGGACGAUGCCUGCCCACUCUCCCGGGUUCUUUUAGGUUGUCAUCAGGGGCUGAUGGGAGUAACAGUUCACCCAACUCUCCAGCUAGCUUCAGUGGACAUACCACACCUUCUCAGCAGCCUGAACCCGUGGUACACUCUCUUAAGGUCUUGGAUGUUCAGGAAACUAUAGAUCGUCAACAGGGUAAAGAGUAUGAACAUGACCUUAGUGAGACAGAAAAAGCUAUAGUCAGAGAAAUGUGCAAUGUUGUAUGGAGGAAACUUGGAGAUGCUGCAGGUUCGUGUCCUGGAAUUAGGCAGCAUUUGUCUGGAAACCAGUACAAAGGACCCAUGUGAGAAGGACUCUCUUUCAAACAUGACAUCACCACUGCCAGAGAGACAGAAGAAAAGAGUGGAUUUUCACAAACCUGGACUCAUGGAAUAACAUGGAGUGAUUGUACAUUGCACAUAUUUUCCCUCUAAAAUCUUUAGUGUAACUGAAGUUGUAUUUUGUCUCUCACUUCAGUGUUCACAACAGUCAAUCUCAAACAAGGUAGCUUUGAAAAUCACCAUUUUGGUACCAAUAUUUUCAUUAGAACUAAAAGUUUUUGACUCUUCAGAUGGAAAAUUGUAAUUGGGAAACCUGCAUGAUUGGAAGAGUCCAGUAGAGCCUCUGUGGUUUUGAUAGAAUUGAAUCAUUGCAUAUAAUGGUGGGAGUGUUCUACCAUAUUGUUCAAGAUAAGAGGUGGUUUCCAGCUUCCCAAGUUGGAGAGUUGGUCACCUAUUAUAUUUUAGGUAAUAAAAUACUAGUUCCUGAUGCAUAAUUGAUUUGAACGCAAGAUAAGAUUAGGUUUCUGGGAUUUCGUUUUGACUUUUGAGGUGCUAAAAAUACCACAUAAAUUUUCCUUACCAGCUAGGAGGGUAGCAGGACUUUGUCAAGUGCUUAUCAGCAAGUACCAUUUAUUUUCAUUGAUCAAAGUAAAUGUAUCUUUUCUUUUCAUCUUAAUGUAUUGCUCAUGAAGACACAUCUUGGGAACACAUCAACCUCCAUCUUCAGUGUAUUCAUUAAUGUUAAUAUUAACAGUUUCAAUUAAAGAACAAGCAAACAAUUUUUCUAAGUGUUUCCAGCCGUGAGAUGUUAAUUUCUACAAUUUAAUUUCUAGACAUGCUGUUAUACUUAAUAAACUUUCUGUAAACUUUAAAAUAUUGCACUGCAUUUAUGAAAAAAGCUUUCUUAGCCUACAGCAGUUAUCUAACAUUUUAUGAAACUGACGCAUGUCCUUCAUUAUUGAAGCUAAAAGCUCUUGUUCAGAUUGCUUGAGGUUUGAAAAGGAGGUGUGCUAGCUUUGCUUUCCUUAUUUUUGGUGUAUAUAUAUAUAUUUUAUAUAUAUAUAUAUAUAUAUAUAAAUAGACUGUGUGUAUUGGAAAUGCUAUGAUAGGUAUUUUGUGUUUAUCCAAACGCAACGAUAGUUUCUUGUAUGAAUGUGCAAGAGGCCUGUGAACGAAUGCUAACUUUAUAUUGUAGUUUAAGAUUAUAAAAGUAGGAAUGCAACAAUUCCCAGUUUUCUUCUAAAUUACUUAGAUUUGAUUCAUAGCAGAUAUUCUGUUGUUGCUCUUGUUUUUAAACAGGCUCAUUACACAUGUAUUAAUUGUCAUUGGUGAAGGCAUUGUUACACUUUUUUGAAUGUUAUUGUGAUGAAAAAGCAGCCCUCUGGUCUCAGAAAAUAUUUAUGAAUUAAUUUGCUAUAGAAUUCUCUAAUUGUUGUAAUUGGGUUACCAUUUAAGCUUUUCUUUUAAAAUGUUAUAUAUUUUAAGAAUAUUAUUACUCUAUAAAAGAAAAUUGCUAUAUUUACACCUUCUCUUGAAAAGCCUUCAUCAUUAAAUUGUUGUAUUCCUACACUCUGAAGACAUUUAAACAAGCUUCUGUGCCUUCAGUAGAGCCUGCAGAAGCUAAUACAAGGAACACUGGUCUUUUGACAAAAUACUUGUGUAAAUUUUGAUACUGUAUUAAAACUAUUUUUUUAAAGUUCUGCAUAAAAUUGACUCAUCAAGUAUAUGUGUUCAUCUUAGCAAUGAUAAUAAAUUAUUUAAUCUCA